CAUAUUUAGUGCUAAGCCUUUGGAUUGGGUUGUAUUCUGUAGGGUCAAACUGGGUUGCCAUGAAAAUUUCUUGGUGGGUGCUUUAAUUGUUGUGGUCCAAGCACCCUAAACCAAAAGGCUUUAGGCAUUGUGCAUCUUCCUUUAUAGUUUGAUGUACACAUCCACGACCUUAUCAUUGUACUCUUCACAUAAAGUUUGCAUUUUUUCCCCCAUUUCCGAAUAAGAAACAUAUUGUAAUUUCAUUUUCUAAUGUUUUGUCUUCUGGGCUGAUUCCGGAUAGAGAUUAAGUUCCUGGAGUUUUGAUCAUCUGAAAUAUUUUGAGAUUCUGCUGCGGCUUGGAGCAAAAUUGUGGUGAAAGAUUCCUUUUUUAUGUGUGUGGCAUGAACUUCAUAGGGGCUGAAGGUUUUUAGUUUUCCAUGAAAGUUGUUUCCUCAAUGAGAAAUCAUGCCGAAAGUGUUCAAGAACUCCUGCAAACUCAGACCAUCAAGGUGCAUGCUCAAAUCUAUUCAGAAUUAUUUAAGGUGGUCGUCCGAGUUUCAAAGAACUUUCCAGAAAUAGAAGCAGCUCGCCCUCGAUGCUCUUCAGGAAUAGAGGCACUCUGCUUGUUAAAUGAUGGUAUUGUUAAAGCUAAGUCUCUCCUACAGCAAUGGAGUGAGUCAAGUGUACUUUAUCUGGCACUUACUGGAGAUGCAAUAUUGUCCAGAUGCAAAAAGACAAGAAAUUUAUUAGAGCGAAGCCUCUGCCAACUUCAAUCUAUGGUCCCAGUGUUGCUGGCUGCAAAGAUUUCUGGAAUAAUAGCCGAUCUCAGGAGUGCUGCGUUCUUUUUGGAUCCAUCUGAAGAAGAGGCUGGUAGGGUUCUGCGGGAAUUGAUUCACAGCUCAGCAGUUGAUUAUACAGAGGAAGCUGCACUUGCAGCUCUUCGUACUGUAUCCUCCUGUCUUCAUAUUUCAUCACAAAAGGCUCUACUGACCGAGAAAAGAUCUAUCCGAAAGCUGCUUGACAAAUUUGGUGAAAGGGAUUCAAGUAAGAGGAAGAUCUUAAUAUUCUUCCUGAAUCUACUGAAAAAAUAUGGAAAGGCUAUAGCAGAAACACAAACUGACAAUGCUGCAUCAGAGCGUGGUAACCAUCUCCCGAUUCCAAACCCGUACCUUUUAACAGAGGACGUGGAGCUCCGUGCAGUUUAUAGGUCUAAUGAAUCUCAUAUCAACACCUUAAGCAGGCCCGUGCCACCCCAAGAAUUCAUAUGCUCUUUAUCAUCGAGCUUAAUGUAUGAUCCUGUUGUCAUUGCAUCAGGGCAAACUUUUGAAAGGAUGUGGAUCCAAAAAUGGUUCGAUGAAGGUCACUGUACUUGCCCCAAGACUCAUGUGGAGCUAUCUAAUUUGUCUUUCACAUCAAAUACCACUAUGAAGGAUCUGAUCAUCAAGUGGUCUGCCAUGCAUAGUGUGUCUGUUCCUGACCCGAAAAAGAUGCAGGAGGGAUUUCUUAGGUCUUGGGAUUCCAUCAAUUCCGUUGCUAGUCUGACCAAUUCUAUGGUUGGUUUAAAUAUUCCACUGGAUUACAGCAAUGUGUCAAUGGGAUCUAGUCUCGGUUCAGAUUACUCGAACACCAUGAUCAGUAACGAAGUGAGAUCGACACAUGAAAUUGAUUGGAAGUUUCUAUCCAAAUUCACUACACUUCCCUGGGAUACUCAGUGCAAUGCAGUUGGUGAUAUCCUGAAGAAACUGAUACACAAUGAACAAUAUUUGGCGGGUAUCCCGUUAAGAAAGUUUGUCCGACUAAUCCAUGGAUUUUUGAAGGACGCCUACGACCGUCAUGACAUGGAAGCACAGAUGACAGGAUGUCAGCUAUUGUAUGAGGUGGUGCGGAAGCACAGUAACAGUGUAUCGUAUUUGAAGGAAGACGAGUAUGGUCAGUUAGCAUUGCUUCUUGAUACAGAGGUCUCAAAGCAAGCUCUCUUCAUAUUGGAGGAACUGUCUAACCACCAACAAUGUGGUCAGAAAAUUGCUGCUUCAGGUGCUCUCGUUGUCAUCUUUAACAUACUCGACAGCCAGAUUCAGGAACUGCUGGAACCAGCGUUAAAGAUAUUGAGAAAUCUGUCUUCAAAUGGUGAUGUUCGUUCUUUCAUCACCCCUUCAGAACUGAUGCCCAAACUAGUCCCACUUUUCGAAGAUGAUAACCUAGCGAGUCACUGCAUAGUCAUUUUGAGGAACAUGAGCGACAAUGAAGAGGCUAGAGUUGCUGUUGCUUACACAGAUGGUUGUAUUGCUGCGAUGGCCAAAGUACUUGAGAGUGACAAUCGGGAGGAUCAAGAGUAUGCAGUUUCAGUACUCCUUAAGCUGUGCUCACAGCGUGUUGAAUUCUGUAAGUUGGCCAUGGAGGAGGGUGUUAUCCCUGGCCUUGUCUGCAUCUCUGUUAACGGAAACAGAAGAGCAGCUGCGAUGGCCUCUGAAAUGCUGCGGAUUCUGAAAGAGGAUACUGCUGGAGAAAACUCUGAAGCAGAUGCUGCUAGUAUAGGCUCUACCCCACAAAGGAAUGAUGCAAACCCUCCAAAAGCAUCAAGAUUUCUGGGGAAGUUUUUUGCCAAAUCAAGUGCAAAGAAGAAAUAAUAGGUAAUGGCUUGUUCAUAUGGUUAGGUGUUGAAUUAGAUUGAGAAUUGAAGAUGUUAAUUAGUGUGAUAUGGUGAUGUAACCCUGUCUCUGUAUGUAAUAUAGUUUGUAGAAGGAUUUUGAUCCAUGACGGCCAAACAGUGGUCACAGAUAGUACUAGAUUUGUUGAUUUGGUA
Molecule: messenger RNA, 2782 nt
Organism: Salvia splendens (bonfire salvia)
Lineage: Eukaryota; Viridiplantae; Streptophyta; Magnoliopsida; Lamiales; Lamiaceae
Product: U-box domain-containing protein 5
Exons: 6
Coding region: 417-2606 (729 amino acids)
Biological process (GO): protein ubiquitination
Molecular function (GO): ubiquitin-protein transferase activity
Source: RefSeq, a predicted model, not a curated record